This is a messenger RNA of Lemur catta (Ring-tailed lemur), 492 nucleotides long. RefSeq names its product SEM1 26S proteasome subunit (gene SEM1). The transcript is spliced from 3 exons. Gene Ontology annotation, cellular component: proteasome regulatory particle, lid subcomplex; proteasome complex. The record is from RefSeq and is a predicted model, not a curated record. Gene Ontology annotation, biological process: proteasome assembly; double-strand break repair via homologous recombination; mRNA export from nucleus. Bases 124 to 336 code for a protein of 70 amino acids. NCBI's taxonomy places the organism in Eukaryota, Metazoa, Chordata, Mammalia, Primates, Lemuridae.
UCCUCUCGUCUCUAUGGUAGCAACUGCCUCGGAGACUGCCGCGACUGGGGCGGCGGUGUUGAAGAAGAGUGAGUCUUGCAACUUUCCUGCUGAUCUGGGAGGUACUGGGCGCAGAGGGUCGCGAUGUCAGAGAAAAAGCAGCCGGUAGACUUGGGUCUCUUAGAGGAGGACGACGAGUUCGAGGAGUUCCCUGCCGAAGACUGGGCUGGCUUGGAUGAAGAUGAAGAUGCACAUGUCUGGGAGGAUAAUUGGGAUGAUGACAAUGUAGAGGAUGACUUCUCAAAUCAGUUACGAGCUGAACUAGAGAAACAUGGUUAUAAGAUGGAGACUUCGUAGCAUCCAGAAGAAGUGUCAAAGUAACGUAACCAUGAACUGUUCAUUAAAUUCUAGGACAGAGAACCCAGGAUGGGACCCAAAAAAAUAUGUUUAUUUCAUUAUCUGCUUGGAUUUAUUUUUGUUUUUGUAACACAGAAAAUAAAUGUUUUGAUCUAA